This is a messenger RNA of Theileria annulata, 627 nucleotides long. RefSeq names its product vesicle transport protein, putative. The record is from RefSeq and is a predicted model, not a curated record. Gene Ontology annotation, cellular component: endoplasmic reticulum-Golgi intermediate compartment; Golgi apparatus; endoplasmic reticulum. The transcript is spliced from 4 exons. Gene Ontology annotation, biological process: intracellular protein transport; endoplasmic reticulum to Golgi vesicle-mediated transport; Golgi organization. Bases 1 to 627 code for a protein of 208 amino acids. NCBI's taxonomy places the organism in Eukaryota, Apicomplexa, Aconoidasida, Piroplasmida, Theileriidae.
AUGUUUUUUAUAUUAAAAUAUAUAAAAUUAAUUUUAUGUAUUAUAUUAUUUUAUUCAUAUACUUUAUCUAUUAAUAUUACACUUUCACCUAAAGAAUUACGUUGUUUUACUUCAUAUGCUUCUAAAGGUGAUAAAAUCAUAGGAUCAGUUGGUGUAGUACCUACAGAUUCAAUGAUAGAAGUAAAUUUAUAUAGAGUUGAGAAUAAUUUAAUACAUAAUAAAAGAGAUAAUCCUAUACCAUCUUUAGAUUUUUCUAAUCUUAAUUUUAAUGUAUUGGAGAAUAGUUUUUAUUCAUUAUGUGUAACAAAUCAUCAUUCGGAUUAUGUAACAUUUGUUAUAUCAUUUCGUGUUGAAACUAUUUCUAAUAAAGGAAUGUCUUCACUUUCUACUGUUGAAGAUCUUAAAGGAGUUAUUACAUAUGCUGAAAGAUUAUUAACAUCUACACGUGAAAUAAUGGAAAGAAUGGAAGCAUAUAGUACUAGAGAAUAUUUAUUAUCGAAAAUAAUAAAUAAAAUGAAUUCACGUAUUAUUACUUGGUCAAUUAUUCAAAUGAUUGUUGUUGUUGGUCUUUGUUGUUAUCAAAUCUAUCAUAUUUCUUCUUUCUUUGAAGUUAAAUCUUUUGUUUAA